Messenger RNA from Suncus etruscus (white-toothed pygmy shrew), 1223 nucleotides. Its product is annotated as arylacetamide deacetylase-like. Gene Ontology annotation, molecular function: carboxylic ester hydrolase activity. The coding region runs from base 27 to 1223 and encodes 398 amino acids. Gene Ontology annotation, cellular component: membrane. The record is from RefSeq and is a predicted model, not a curated record. The transcript has 5 exons. NCBI's taxonomy places the organism in Eukaryota, Metazoa, Chordata, Mammalia, Eulipotyphla, Soricidae.
UCUCGCUAAGGAGGGCAGGUAUUAUCAUGGGCAGAAAAGUGCUUUUGUUUCUGAUUGUGGGGUUACUUGGAGCAUGGUACCUUUACACACCCCUCCCAGCAAACACCGAGCAACCCUGGACACUGAUGAGCAUGGAAGCAUGUUUGAAGACUGGAUUAAACUUGAUGCUAUUGGCUGAGCAACUGGGAAUCAGUCAUUUCAUGACCAUUAACAAUUUCUUUUUGAGCUUUCUGGAGACACCACCCACUUCUGAUGAAUAUCUCACUGUGGUGGAUACCACAUUCCACAACAUCCCUGUCCGUGUCUAUGUGCCAAAGCAGAAGUCCAAGACACUCAGAAGAGGCAUCUUUUUUAUCCAUGGAGGUGGUUGGUUUUUCGGGAGUGCUGCAUUUUCUGACUUUGACAAUCUCUCAAGACAGACUGCACACAGACUGGACGCUGUGGUCAUUUCCACCAACUACCGGCUAGUACCGCAGCAUCACUUUCCGGCUCAGUUUGAAGAUGUUUAUAACUCACUAAGGUGGUUCUUGAGUCAAGAUGUUCUUCAGGAAUAUGGCGUGGACCCUAAAAGAAUUGGGGUGUCUGGAGACAGUGCCGGAGCGAAUUUAGCAACUGCAGUGGUUCAGCAGCUCCAACAUGAUCAAGAUGUCAAGGUCAAAGUCAAGGUCCAGGCUUUGAUAGUUCCUGCCCUUCAGACUCUGGAUUUCGACUUACCAUCCUACCGUGAAAAUGCACACUAUCCAGUUCUGAACCGCUGGCUCAUGGUCAGGGUCUGGAGUGAAUAUUUUACUACCGACAGAUCCUUGGAGAAAGCCAUGUCUAUCAACCAGCACGUACCUGUGCAUUCAGCUCACCUCCUCCAGUUUGUUAAUUGGAGCUCCCUGCUGCCUGAGCGCUUUCGGAAAGGACACAUUCAUAAGAAGCCGACGUUUGGCAGUUCUGCACUGGCAAACAAGUAUCCAGGGUUCCUGGAUGUUCGUGCAGCCCCACUGUUGGCCAACGAUACACAGCUGAGUGACUUACCCCAGACCUAUGUGCUCACCUGUCAACAUGAUAUCCUAAGAGAUGAUGGGGUCAUGUACGUCACCCGCCUUCGGAAUGCUGGGGUCCCAGUGACUCAUGACCACAUUGAAAAUGGGUUUCAUGGAUUUAUUUCCGAUAGACUAAAGGUUGGAGCUAGAAUACAAAACCAGUACAUCAAUUGGCUAAGUGAAAAUCUUUAG